Molecule: messenger RNA, 1781 nt
Organism: Suillus bovinus
Lineage: Eukaryota; Fungi; Basidiomycota; Agaricomycetes; Boletales; Suillaceae
Product: major facilitator superfamily domain-containing protein
Exons: 6
Coding region: 203-1732 (509 amino acids)
Biological process (GO): transmembrane transport
Molecular function (GO): transmembrane transporter activity
Source: RefSeq, a predicted model, not a curated record
CCUGAGGGAGAUCAGCUACUAGCCUCAAACUCAUGAUGUGGUAUAGUUAUUCCUUUUUCGACUCAUCAAAAGCGUCACGCCUGCCGAUGAUAACUCUUCUGGAUCACCUACUGGUCGGAAACCGCCUCAUCGGAACGAGCUCACCGUGACGUAGCACAAUGAGCUGGAUCUUUCAUCCGAGUUGUUCGCUCCUACUACCGUCAUGAUUGCGCUGCAGGAUGACGAAGAGACACUUCUUUUGCAACGACCAGAGCAGCUAACCGCUAAGACACCUCUGCCCUGGGAUCAGUUUUGGAUUGUACUGUUGUUGGAGAUGCCAGAUCUUCUUUCUUCUAGGACCCUUGCCCCGUUUAUUCCCCAAGUGCGUAUAUUCCCGUUGCUCGAACUUAUAUCUGACCGCAACUGGAACUUUAUCAAGCUCAUCAGAGACAUCGGAGUGACUCGUGGAGACGAAUCCCAGGUUGGUCACUAUGUCGGCAUCCUUGAAUCAUCAUACUAUGCAGCUCACGCACUGACUAUCUUUCAUUGGAGCCAACUGUCCGACCACAUCGGGCGGAAGCCUGUAAUCCUGACAGCUUUAUUAGCACUUAUUGUUUCGAUAUUUUGGUUUGGGCUGUCGAAGACCUUCCUUGGUCUGGUGGUUAGUCGUGUUGUCUGCGGAGCAUUUGAUCCGAGCGUUGGUGUCGUCAAGAGCUUGCUGAUGGACAUCACCGAUGCAACCAAUAUGCCUAACGCAUACAAUUAUAUGCCAAUUCCAUUGAUGAUCGCAGGCACAGUCGGACCACUCAUUGGGGGAUCGCUCUCCCGACCAGCAGACAGAUUCCCUGACACCUUCGGGCGAUCGGAAUUCCUGAAAACCCACCCAUAUCUUCUGCCAUGCUUUACCUCGGCAUUCUUUAUAUCGAUAGCUUGGCUAGUUGCGUGUUUCUGUCUUAAAGAGAGCGUUUCUACAAGGACGCCGAUUUGGGAGUUAAUUAAAGGAAGAUUAUCGCGACAGUCAUAUUCAAAACCUCGCCGGCCAUCGAGCGAUGUUAUAGUUGAUCCUGGGGAAGUGAAUCCUGGAGAAGCCCAAUCAAAGCCACUCCCGCUACGUGACUUGCUGACCUCGAGAGUGUUGAGCAUAACGGCAAGUUAUGCCACCACAGGCCUGCUUCAAAUGGCGUUGAGUUCAAUCCUACCUAUUUUCUAUGCGACGUCGAUUGAACUUGGCGGUCUUUCCCUCGACCCUCCUCGCAUCGGCGCUUUACUUGCGGCAUCAGGUGUCACACACGGCAUGUUUCAACUACUGUUCUACGCUCGUUUACACGAUCGCUUCGGUGCAGGAGCUCUACAUUUCACCGGUGUUAGCUCUAGCAUACCUAUCAUCAUUUUAUUUCCGGUAAGUAAUGCUCUGGCUCGAGCUUAUGGGAUAGGUAUGGUGGUAUGGCUGUGCGUUGCCGUCCAGCUUAUGCUGAAGACUAGCCUGGUCAUGUGCUACCCUUGUAUGGCAUUAUUCGUCAGAGCAGCUGCUCCCAACCGCGCUUCGCUUGGUGCAACCAAUGGACUCACCCAGAUGGUUGCCGCAGUAGCAAGAAUCUUUGGCCCGGCGUCUGCAGCUUCGGUUUUCUCUUAUUCAUCGCAGAAAGGGCAUGAUGCGUGGUUGAUCUACUACUUCUUGUUCGCAAUUGCAUUUCUCGCAGUAGGUGCGGUUCUAUUGCUUCCCCGUGAUCCUAGUGUAUGGGAAGAUCGCUGAUAGUGUUAUCGCAAAUGACUACGUAUGAUCUAGUGUAAAGGGCAGUACU